Glycine soja is the source of this 2376-nucleotide messenger RNA. RefSeq names its product pentatricopeptide repeat-containing protein At5g50280, chloroplastic-like. The transcript has 2 exons. Gene Ontology annotation, molecular function: protein binding. NCBI's taxonomy places the organism in Eukaryota, Viridiplantae, Streptophyta, Magnoliopsida, Fabales, Fabaceae. The record is from RefSeq and is a predicted model, not a curated record. Bases 117 to 2252 code for a protein of 711 amino acids.
GUGUUUUUGACUUUUGAGCAACACGAGACAGAACAAGAACAUGAGAAUCAUGUGGAAUCAGCACCUGUGACUGUAACGAGCAAGAUAACCUUUGCACUUGCAGAGCCAAGCCAACCAUGGCUCUCAACCUCACACCUUCUUCCUACUUUCACCCUUUCAUUUCACACCAAAUUCACUUUCAUACUCUUUCAAAACCUUUCUUUCUCUCACACUCCAAAACCUCAACCUCGUCACUCUCCAAAACCCUAUUAUGUCUUUGUGCAUCACCAUCCAACACCUCCCACCCUUCACCAACCCCCAUUUUCCUCCCAUAUCUUCAACAACAAGAACCAGAAAAUCGUGAAAAAGAGGGAAUAGAAACAAUAGUAGAAGAACAACAAGAACAAGAACAUGACCCAGAUGAUCCAAUCUACAAAUUCUUCAAAACCCGCACUCGGUUUUCUUCCCAAGACCCUGGAAAAGAAGGAAAAUUAUCCCUUCAGAAGAACCGUCGCAUCUCAUGGCACCUUGCUUCUGACCUUGUUGAAGAAGAGCCUGAAAAGGGUUUGGUUGAAGAGAAGGAAGAAACAGUGUUUCAGAAGAAGAAGGUUUUGCCUUUGCCUUUGCCUGAGGGCAUUGUGGGAGAGAUCGUUCAGCUUGCAAGGAACUUGACACAAAAUCUAACUCUGGAGGAGGCUUUGGCUGAGUAUGAAGGAAGGGUUAGUGAGAAAGAUUGUUGGGAGGUUUUGAAAUUACUUGGGGAGGAGCAACUUCUGGUGUGUUGUUUGUAUUUCUUUCAGUGGAUGAGGUCGCAGGAACCUUCACUUGUUACACCUCGGGCUUGCACUGUGUUGUUUCCAUUGUUGGGGAAAGCAAGGAUGGGUGAUAAGUUGAUGCUUUUGUUCACAAAUUUGCCAUCCGGCAGGGAGUUCAGAGAUGUUCAUGUUUACAAUGCCGCAAUUUCAGGCCUUCUUUCUAGUGGCAGGUGUGAAGAUGCUUGGAAGGUGUAUGAGUCAAUGGAAGCAGAUAAUGUUCUUCCAGAUCAUGUGACAUGUUCUAUUAUGGUUAUCGUUAUGAGAAAACUUGGCCAUAGUGCAAAGGAUGCAUGGCAAUUUUUUGAGAAAAUGAAUGGAAAAGGAGUCAAAUGGGGUGAAGAAGUCCUAGGUGCACUAAUAAAGUCAUUUUGUGUUGAGGGUUUGAUGAGUGAAGCUCUCAUCAUCCUAUCUGAACUGGAGAAGAAAUGGGUUUCUUCAAAUGCAAUUGUGUACAACACCCUGAUGGAUGCAUAUUGUAAAUCCAAUCGUGUAGAAGAAGCUGAAGGCCUCUUUAUUGAGAUGAAAACUAAAGGGAUUAAGCACACUGAAGCUACGUUCAACAUUCUAAUGUAUGCAUACAGCAGAAAAAUGCAACCUGAGAUUGUAGAGAAGCUGAUGGCUGAAAUGCAGGAUGCUGGCUUGAAGCCAAAUGCCAAAUCAUAUACUUGUCUAAUCAGUGCAUAUGGGAAGCAGAAAAAUAUGAGUGACAUGGCUGCAGAUGCAUUCUUGAAGAUGAAGAAAGACGGUAUUAAACCAACUUCACAUUCUUAUACAGCUCUGAUCCAUGCAUAUUCAGUUAGUGGCUGGCAUGAGAAAGCUUAUGCAGCAUUUGAAAACAUGCAAAGGGAAGGCAUUAAACCUUCCAUAGAAACCUACACUGCUUUACUAGAUGCAUUUAGACGUGCCGGUGACACCCAAACAUUGAUGAAAAUAUGGAAGUUGAUGAGGAGGUACAAGGUUGAAGGAACACGUGUCACAUUCAACACUCUUGUUGAUGGUUUUGCUAAACAUGGUCACUACAAGGAAGCAAGAGAUGUAAUAUCUAAGUUUGCAAAUGUUGGAUUGCACCCAACAGUGAUGACAUACAAUAUGCUGAUGAAUGCAUAUGCACGAGGAGGGCAACACUCAAAGCUGCCAGAGUUGUUGGAAGAGAUGGCAGCUCAUAACUUGAAGCCAGAUUCUGUAACUUAUUCAACUAUGAUAUAUGCCUUUCUCCGUGUUCGAGAUUUUAGCCAGGCAUUUUUUUAUCACCAGGAGAUGGUCAAGAGUGGGCAGGUGAUUGAUUUCAAUUCUUACCAGAAGCUUCGGGCGAUUCUGGAUGCUAAAGCUGCAAUUAAAAACCGAAAGGAUAGGAGAUCCUUGAUUGGUGUAGUUAGAAAUAAGAUGGGUGUUGUGAAACCGAAGAGAAAAAAGGAUGAGUUAUGGAAGUACAGGAAAAGACAUGUUAAACAAAAGUAGUUCUGAUAUUAGUGUAAAGUAAGUUAUAGAUGCAUUGACUCGGAAGGAUUGUAAAUUUGUAAGUUCAAUUUUGACCGAUGUUUUAUUUCUCUAAAGACAAAUGGUAACCAGUGUGGUUAAAGUA